Protobothrops mucrosquamatus (brown spotted pit viper) is the source of this 3298-nucleotide messenger RNA. It is a transcript of the gene GTF2IRD1, whose product is annotated as GTF2I repeat domain containing 1. The coding region runs from base 1 to 3111 and encodes 1036 amino acids. The transcript is spliced from 27 exons. The record is from RefSeq and is a predicted model, not a curated record. Gene Ontology annotation, cellular component: nucleus. NCBI's taxonomy places the organism in Eukaryota, Metazoa, Chordata, Lepidosauria, Squamata, Viperidae. Gene Ontology annotation, biological process: transcription by RNA polymerase II. Gene Ontology annotation, molecular function: DNA-binding transcription factor activity.
AUGGCACUGCUGGGGAAGCUUUCCGAUGGGCCUCUUAACAACUGCAGACCUGACCAAUGGCACUUGGUGUUCUCUCAAAAAGAUGAAGUUAUCACCAGCUUAGUAUCAGCAUUAGACUCUAUGUGCUCAGCUCUUUCUAAACUCAACACGGAGGUUGCCUGUGUUGCUGUCCACGAUGAAAAUACUUUUGUAGUUGGAACAGAAAAGGGGAGGCUGUUCAUGAACACAAGGAAGGAGGUCCAGGCAGAUUUCAAAAAGUUCUGCAAAGUCCAGCAGAGCAAAGAGCAUGAUCUGGACGGCCAGAAGAAGGCAAAAGAUUUUGGUCGGACAAUUCCUCGGAUCUCCCCAGAUCAGGGAUCAGAUGUUUAUCUCCUCAGGAAGAUGGUAGAAGAAGUCUUUGAUGUGCUUUAUAGUGAGGCCUUGGGGAAGAGCAGUGUGAUUCCACUGCCAUAUGAGAAGUUCUUGAAAGAGCCUGGCUGGUUAACGGUGGUUGGGUUACCCGAUGGACUCACGUUCAGGAAACCCAUUGAAUACGAUGCAAAGUCCCUGAUGGCCAUAUUAGAGCAUAGCCACAACAUGCGUUUCAGGAUAAAAAGGCCACCAGAGGACUCUAUCAGGGAUCCCAACCCUUCGGUUGAGAUGAACUCUUCUGCUCUCCUCUCCAAGGGGAACCGAGAGCCGGGCCUUAAUAACGUGCGUGUUAAGCAGGCCAAUCAAGACACUCUUCCUGGAAUCACCAGCAGCAGUUUCCUGUAUGGCGUGUCGCUGCCCACACAGAUUGCCAUGGAGAUAAAGCAGGAAGGUUCAGCCAGUCGGCAUGGGAUGAAUGCAGUCGGCGAGAUGCUGAGGCCCCGUCCAUCAGGAGAAGCGAAGGUGCCUUCGCCACAGGAGUUCGGUGACUGCUGUGGCAGAGAGCGUGUUGCUAGUCCAGAUUGUGGGCCACCAGAGGACUCUAUCAGGGAUCCCAACCCUUCGGUUGAGAUGAACUCUUCUGCUCUCCUCUCCAAGGGGAACCGAGAGCCGGGCCUUAAUAACGUGCGUGUUAAGCAGGCCAAUCAAGACACUCUUCCUGGAAUCACCACCAGCAGUUUCCUGUAUGGCGUGUCGCUGCCCACACAGAUCGCCAUGGAGAUAAAGCAGGAAGGUUCAGCCAGUCGGCAUGGGAUGAAUGCAGUCGGCGAGAUGCUGAGGCCCCGUCCAUCAGGAGAAGCGAAGGUGCCUUCGCCACAGGAGUUCGGUGACUGCUGUGGACAAAAAUCUAUCCUCCCUGGUGGUCCACUCAUCCAAAAUGUCCACUCCUCCAAGCGCAUCCUUUUCUCCAUAGUCCAUGACAAAUCAGAUAAAUGGGACAGUUUUAUAAAAGAAACCGAAGAUAUCAACACCCUGAGGGAAUGUGUGCAAAUUCUGUUUAACAGUCGAUAUGCUGAAGCCUUGGGGCUGGAUCACAUGGUCCCUGUCCCGUACCGGAAAAUUGCCUGUGAUCCGGAAGCAGUAGAAAUCAUUGGAAUUCCAGACAAAAUCCCCUUCAAGAGGCCCUGCACCUAUGGGGUCCCCAAACUCAAGCGGAUCUUGGAAGAAAGGCACAAUAUCCACUUCAUGAUCAAAAGGAUGUUUGAUGAAAGAAUUUUUACAGGAAAUAAAUUUACCAAAGAUGCAACCAAGAUUGAGCCAUCAAGCCCCUCUGGGGAAGUCUCCCCCGAACCACAUAGAAUGGCAUUUCUUGAUUUAGCAGGGACUUCUCAAGGUAAUCACAGGUCUGAAAAAUGGCCCAUGUCUGGAGACUGUGAACCAGGUACCUCAGGAGAACUGGGAGGGAUUAAACGCAUCAAAAUAGAACCAGAUGAAGUGGACAUAAUUCAGAUCACUGUUCCAGAUAAAGGCCCCAGCAUUGAUUUGCAGCAUGACGAAAAGCAAAUGGAAGGCAAAGAUGGCGUCAGUGACGUUUUAAGUCACUUGAGAAAACAAGUAGAAAUUUUAUUUAAUGCAAGAUAUGCGAAAGCCAUAGGAAUUUCUGAGCCCGUCAAAGUCCCGUAUUCCAAAUUCUUGAUGUACCCAGAAGACCUUUUUGUGGUGGGCUUGCCUGAUGGCAUCCUACUCAGACGGCCCAACUGUUUUGGGAUUGCAAAGCUAAAGAAGAUUCUUCAGGCAAGCAGCAGAAUCCGGUUUGUUAUCAAGAGGCCAGAACUUCUUGCAGAAGGAAUGAAAGAAAUGACUUCAGACAGCUCAGGAGCAAUAGCCAAUGAUAGAGUCUCCAUUGAGCCUGUUGAAGAACCUGUAAAAAGACCAGGAUUUCAAGAAAAUUAUGAUACUCGGCUGUCAAGAAUAGACAUUGCAAAUACACUCAGGGAACAGGUUCAAGAUCUGUUCAACAAGAAGUAUGGUGAGGCUUUGGGCAUCAAAUACCCAGUCCAAGUGCCAUAUAAGCGUAUCAAAAGCAAUCCAGGUUCAGUGAUCAUAGAAGGGUUGCCACCAGGAAUCCCAUUCCGGAAACCUUGCACCUUCGGCUCUCAGAAUCUGGAGAGGAUUUUAGCCGUGGCGGACAAGAUCAAAUUCACAGUUACAAGGCCUUUUCAAGGACUCAUCCCUAAACCUGAUGAGGAUGAUGCAAACCGGUUGGGCGAGAAGGUGAUUCUCCGAGAGCAAGUGAAAGAACUGUUCAAUGAAAAAUAUGGGGAAGCUUUAGGCCUGAACCGACCUGUUCUGGUACCCUACAAACUGAUCAGGGACACGCCUGAUGCCAUCGAAGUGACUGGUUUGCCGGACGAUAUCCCAUUUCGGAAUCCCAAUACUUACGAUAUCCAUCGGCUAGAGAAGAUUCUGAAAGCACGUGACCGGAUCCGGAUGGCAAUUACUAGCCAGCUCCAGCCAUUUGCAGACGUAGGUCCUGAGGCCAAACCACCAGAAAACAACAGCAUCGUUCCUAAACGGAAGCGGAAGAGGAUCUCAGAAGGGAAUUCUGUCUCUUCCUCAUCGUCAUCCUCGUCAUCCUCCUCCUCGUCAAAUCUAGAGUCCACCUCAUCAACCAAUCAGAUCUCACUUGUGCAAUGGCCGAUGUACAUGUUGGACUAUGGGGGUCUCAAUGUUCAGAUCCCAGGACCUAUGAAUUAUUGAGUCCUCAUCUUCUGCAGAUGAACCUCAAAGAAAAAGAGAGAACUGCUCGUGAUGUGUAAUUUUUUUUGUACAAAGUGUAUAUUCCAAUAUGUAACAAUGCCUUUUAGUUUUUCCAAUGAUUUUUACACUAUAUUCCUGCCACCAGGGCCUUUUUGAAUAAAAAAAAGAAAGGAAGUGUUGCCUUGCU